Encephalitozoon hellem ATCC 50504 is the source of this 933-nucleotide messenger RNA. RefSeq lists its product as uncharacterized. Bases 1 to 933 code for a protein of 310 amino acids. The transcript has a single exon. Lineage: Eukaryota; Fungi; Microsporidia; Unikaryonidae. The record is from RefSeq and is a predicted model, not a curated record.
AUGGGAAAUGAUAAGACGGUUGUGGAACUGCUUUUCAUACUGUCUCUCCUGAGCCUUUCUCUGACAUUUUUUCCAGGGCUCAUAAAGGAUUCUGUAGAUGAGGUAGGGUAUUUUAGAGGAAACAGAGCUUCAGAAUGUUUUAAUGUUUUAGGAAUACCAGGAGAAGGCGGGAUUGAGUUCUACUCCGCAUACGGCAGUAUUGGGGACAUCAGAAUCAGGGACAUUCCGCAUGGAUCUCCAAUCACCGAAGCCAUUCACGAUCUUCAUAGGAGUAAGAAGAGAUUCACGAUUCAUAUUAACUCAAGAACAAAAAAUGUACAGAUAUAUUCACAGUGUGUGCUUCCUAGAUACAUCUUUAAGGUCAAAGAGGUGCCGAGAAUGAACCUGCCGCUCACUGAGGUAAUCAAAGCGUUGGACAUGCUCUAUCUUUCAAACGGGCCCAUGGACCAAAAACUGAUACAAACAAUAGUAUAUCUAGGACUGAGAGGAAGCUUGGAAGACAAGUUGAUUAUUCUUUAUGAGAGUAUGCUUGUUCUUAUCAACGAGGAGAAACAAAUGAUCUUUUUUGAUAUCGAUCUCGAACAUUUGUUUGGUAUGAUGCUUGGAGGGGGCACCUCCUGGAAGGGCGAGAAGAAGAACGGGCCGAAUCGGCUUCUGGUCGCCUUUAAGAUAGAGUCCAACAUGCUUUUCUUUUACGAUCCUCUGAAUGACAGACGAGGACUUGGAAAGAAGAUGGCUGGAAACACCUUAGCAAAGGGGGCGAUAAAGCUUUUCCCUUCGCCAAGAGACAUCCAAAUAAAGAAUGCUGUGGGCAGAGACGACUACGGCAAUCUGUGCGUGUUAGUAACCGACGAAGAAAGAAAGGAGGGAAUGCUCGUCCUGGAAAAGCUGAUUAUAGACCCCAUUAGGCCCAACGACUCUUCCUUCUUUUGA